UCUCUCUCUCUCUCGGUAUCUCUCUGGUCAGGUUGCGGAGCCGCAUCUGUAUCAUCAGAGCCCAGAGCGGAGUGGACGGGCAGCAGGUCGCCACGAAACGCGCUUUGUCCUCCCGCAGAAGGAAGUGAGGUGACCGCAGCGCGUUUGUCCUUGAGGAGACUAUUGGCGGCGGCAGGAGACAGCGGAGGAGAGGGUGCGCGCAAAAAAAGACCGAGAAGAGCAAAUGGCCAAGGGGAGAGAGAUGACGGGUCUUUGAAGAUGCUCGGUAAAUGACUGUGGCUGACCGAGUGUCAGGUUCAACCCGAGAUCCGCUGUUUGCAGGAAAGCAGGUGUCUGUCACCAACGACGUUGUAAAAUGGAGUCCACUCACCUCCUGACCAGCUCCAAGAAGAGGGUAAAGAUCCACCCUCACACCGUCACCGCCAAAUACACUAAGCACACCCCCUACUCCCCUCAACCCGGAGUGCACACACACUUCCCACAACCGGGGGACGAGGGCUACGACGACGCUCCGUCCUUUGAGGACUUUGGCUCCUUCCUGGAGGAGACGUCAGACAAGAAACAGCUGACGGAGGGCAGGAAGUGGCCUCUGACUCUGUUUGGCUCCAAAGACAAAGACACGGAUAAAAAGCCUCAAGCGGCUGUGGCAGGAGAUGGCGGCGGCGAGGGGGGAGCCAAAGCAGCGAAGGGCUCCGGGAAAGGAGUAGGGGAGCAGCUGGCCAGUUUCGGGGAGGCGUCGGUGUCUGCGUCCCGGCUCACCUGGGUGGGGCUGUUGGGCGCGGCGCUGGCGCACGGCUGUUUGAUCGUUUUGACCCGCCUGGCCUCUGAACGCUUCGGCCUGGGCCCCCUGUUCCUGCUCUUGGUUCGGUCCAUCGUCCAGCUCCUUUCUGUGGCUGUGCCACUGCACAAGGGGGAGAACCUUUUUGGCCCGCCGGGCCACCGUCUACGUCUGCUCUGUUACGGCGUCGCCUACACUCUCUCCCUCUGCUGCGCCUACGCCUCGUCGACCUUCGUCUCCCCCGGAAACGCCACGACAACCUGGCGCCUGGCCACCACGGCGCUGUCAGCGACCCUGGCCUUCCUGCUCCUGGAGGAGAGGCUGGGAUUGGCUGACGGGAUCACCGUGGCGGCAGGGCUGUGCGGCUUGGGGCUCGUUUUACUCCCCACGGCAGACGGGAGCGACUCAGACUCGCCGACGGACCCGGUUGCUUUCUGGAGGUGUGCGUUCGGCUGGUCUCUUUCAGCUCUCGCAGGGCUGUGGAUGGCUUUGGCUCUCGUUGGGUAUCGCUCCCUGAAGGAAAGGGUGGGGGUGGCCACCGCCUUGUUCACAGUCAGCUGGACGGGCUGCCUGCUCGCCCCGGCCUCGUUGGCUCUGCUCCAGGAGGGCUGGUCCUGGCCCUCGAGUGCCCCCGCCUGGGGUCUGGUCCUGGGCCUGGUUGCAUGCUCGGUGGCAGCCUUUCUGGGGAUGACGCACGCCCUCACCCGACUCCACCCUGCUCUGGUCUCCGCCUCUCAGAGCCUGGAGGCACCCGUCGCCAUGCUGCUGCAUCUGGCGGUGCUGCCGCUGGCCCCCUCUGCGCCGGAGGUGGUCGGCAACGUGAUUGUCAUGCUGAGCGUCGGUUGGCUUGUGGCGACGAAGCUGCUACCGGCCCGUGGGGGGGGGCGGCGCCAAAGGGAGGAGUACGAGGAGAUUAUGGACUCGCCUAUCAAAUAGGCAUCUCUUCUCACCUCCCACCUCCUCCAUGACUUCCCCUCAACCCUUCAUAUGAUUGGUUACGGUGCACAUAAGAGACUGCUAAAUGUUUAUUGGAGCUUCUAGCAAUUUUGUAUCGUCCUCUAUGCUUUUGAGAAGGGUCCAAUAUUGUGUUGUUUGUUGUCGUGACUAUUAGAUGUGACAUUAAAAUCUCUCUCUGUUGAACACAA
This is a messenger RNA of Pungitius pungitius (ninespine stickleback), 1923 nucleotides long. It is a transcript of the gene slc35g2a, whose product is annotated as solute carrier family 35 member G2a. The transcript is spliced from 2 exons. Gene Ontology annotation, cellular component: membrane. Lineage: Eukaryota; Metazoa; Chordata; Actinopteri; Perciformes; Gasterosteidae. Bases 356 to 1714 code for a protein of 452 amino acids. The record is from RefSeq and is a predicted model, not a curated record.